GCGCGUUGUAAACCUAGGCAGCAUUUUAUGUAUAAACAAUUUGUAACCUGAAAUCGCUGUUUACCUCUCUUUCUAACUAACAUAUUUGUUAGGCCUGAGAUACACUUGUAAGUUUUACUUACGUAAGUAGGGACACAGCUAUACUAUAGAGUGAGAGAUAAAUAUCAUUAUCUCAUUCAAACAAAUAGCUUUGUCCUUACUUACGUAAGUAAAACUUACAAGUGUAUCUCAAGCCUUAGAAAAAGACACAUAAGUACAGUUUACAGCGUUUUAUAGAACGUGCACCUGGUCAUUGCUAUUGCACGGGAAAAUCCAACUCGAUGUUGAUAUGCAUUGGACCAGUCAUUAAAUCCUACAUGUGAAAACCGGUAUCCCUAUCACAAACCAAGCUAUCAGUCACUUCUAUCGUUUUUCACCUGCACCUAGCUAAAUAUUACAAGUUUUCCUACUAAACUACACGUUUAACGUCAGUCCACGCACUAACGCGGCGCGCGCGAGUCGUGUAUCGUAUCUAAAAUAUAAUUAUAUAAACAUAAACAUUAUCUGAUCUUGUGAAAAUGAUAAAAUUGAUAAAAUUAUGAUAGCAGACGCUUUCAGAAGUCAGUGUUUUGUUUUCUCACGGGCAGUGCGGGUGACAGUUGGAAUAGUGAAGUGAUUUGAAAAUGGAAAUGAAUACGACACAAUUCGAUUGGUUUAGCACAACUAUGGUGCCUGACAGUAUUCCGGUGACAGAAAGCCCUGAUAUAACGACAUGGCUGACGAAUAUAUUUUUGCAGCGCGCGGCAACCACCGGGAGCUUCUGGCAGGGCUUCCUCGCAUCACUAUCUGUGGUCAUCGUCUCCGAGCUCGGCGACAAAACCUUCUUCAUCGCAGCCAUCAUGGCCAUGAAGCACCCUCGCGUCAUUGUCUUCGCUGGCGCCAUAUCUGCCCUCGUCUUCAUGACGAUCCUCUCUGCCGCUUUUGGCUGGAUAGCGACGUACAUACCGAGGAUAUACACGUAUUAUAUCAGUGCGGCGUUGUUCGCCAUAUUUGGUAUAAAGAUGCUCAGGGACGGGUGGAAGAUGGAUCCGAAUGAGGGCCAGGAGGAGCUGGAGGAGGUGCAGAGUGAAUUGAAGAGGAGGGAGGAUCAGGACGAAAAAGAAGAGACCUUAGACAUGCUAGAACAGGGUCAAGCAGAGAACCGACGGCGGAAACGAAACGCCGUUAUCAAGGUGCUCCUCCAAGCCGCAACCCUCACGUUCCUCGCCGAGUGGGGCGACCGGUCGCAGCUGGCGACGGUGGUGCUGGCCACGCGCGAGAACGCGGUCGGCGUCGUCGUCGGCGGCUCGCUGGGGCACGCGCUCUGCACCGGCCUGGCGGUCAUAGGCGGCCGGAUGGUAGCACAGAAGAUUAGCGUUAGAACUGUGACAAUAAUCGGUGGUCUCGUGUUCCUGUUCUUCGCCGUGAGCGCGCUGUUCAUCGGCCCCGACUAAUAUAGACAAUAUGUACCGUGUAAGUGACAUGUAAUGUAUGUUGUAUAGUUCCUUUGUGCACUUAAAUAUACGGUCCGAGAACGCUAGUUCGAUCUUAUAUAAUUGUUGAGAGAUCGAAUCUAAUGUACAGUGCAGUUCAUAAAUAUUUAUACAUUUGUGUCGUCAAGCGAAAGGUACAUUGUCGCUUGCCAAAAGAACGCUCUGACAGGUUCUUCGUAUACAGGUAUUUCGUUCGUUUGGUAAGCGACAGUGGUACCUUUUCACCGAAAAGUCACAUUUUUUCCUUUGCUAAUGCUGCUAUGGAUUACGGUGAAAAAAUGUAUACAUAUUUAUGGACUCUAAAAGACGUUACUAAAAGAAUUUUUGGAAUGUCGAAGAGAGUGUAGAGAAAUUCAUGCUUCGAAUUUGACAGCUGUCAUAGACAGCGCUGUACGACCCCGUUUGACUACCUAUUAGAGAAAUAAGUAAGCAUAGUGUGCUCACUCCGUACACGACGUCGCGACAUCUAUUGUCAAGUGUACUAAUAAAUCCGCUACUCGACGCUAGAUGUCGACUACGAAAAUAAUAAGUGUUUUGGUAAGAAAUCUGAUGUAUGGAGUGAGCUCUCUAUGCUACCGACUUACCACAAUAGUACAUUUCGUUGCUAGUGCGGAAAGUAUGGCAUUACUCCACGAGUACCGAGAUAUAAAUAGAGUAGCACUUUUUGAGCAACUGUAUGAAAAAGUAUGUUUUGUGGCGUGGCACAGUAUCUACUUCAGCUGUCAAAGUAAGGGAACAAUUUUCUCACUUAUAUCAUCAGUAUCCUCUGCUCUUCAUCAAUAAUAUCGACCCAUAUUGGCUUUCCAUUAUCAGAGAAAGGUGCUUUCAUGUGCUCGAGGAACCUUUUCAUCAGAUAAUUUUCCUUUAGCUGCAUGUGCAAGGACAGUUUCCUUCAGUGAAGGAUUCUUAUUGACAUGGAGCAUACGGACCCUUCUCUGUUGGAAAGCCACAUACCUGUCGAUAGGGGCUAAUUUGAAUGCCUCGAAGUCUAAGAGGGAUUCUUUAUCACGACUAUUCUGAGAAUUUACGUGCAUACUGACCAAAGAGAAUUUGAAAUAGAGCUGGAUUGUCAAAGAAAACUUUCUAACCACAGAAAAUUUACUGCCAUCUUUCGAUACAUGAUUAAAACUUUUAGAAUGCCAUUUGACUUUGGUACUUAUUUUUUCUAUGUGUUAAAUUUGUUAAAUAUCAAAAAGUGGUGCCAUCUUAAAGAUCAAAGGCCAAAGGUGCGGCGGCAUCGUUUCGAGCGAUGGCGCCACAACCUUUAGCCGACGCCCGGUAAGAUGGCGCCACUUUUGGAUAUGUAACAAAUUUAACACAUAUCGGUGAAAAAAUAAGGACUUGACGGCUCUCUAAAAGUUUUAAUCAUGUGUCGAGAGAUGGCAGUAAAUUUACUGUGGCUACAAAAUUAUCUUUGUAAAUCUACCUCUAUUUCAAAUUAUCUUUAAUACUGAUAAACUAUAGAAUGAGAAUUGUUGUGUCAAAUUCAAAAAUGUACUUAUUUUUUCGUCGUGCACAUGUAAAAUUGCUGUAACUAUCAAUAAUAAUUAAUAAUAAUUUUAUUGUCCUGUCAGUCCUACAGUGUCAAAUUCUUUUACGUGAUGAAUACCAUUUAAGCCAAAUCUCAUAGAACAAAACUAGAGACAGGUAAAACCUAUGCAGGCGCUAUCUAUCAGUACCUUUAUGGCCGUUGCCAGUGAUAUGCGAUUUGUAAUCCUGGACAGAAUGAAAAUCACGAAUACCUACAUAAUACUAUGAGUAUGAUACAAUUGUAAAAAUCCCUACGUUUCAUGAAGGUAUAACUUAUAAUGUUACAGGCAUAUUCGCCAACACACACCUACUGAAUAUGUCACUGUCAAACAGAUGCUAGUAUAAGUCUACAGUUGCAAUUGUGUUGCCACUUGUAAAAUUGUAACUUAGAGCUUUAAAAAAUCGGGCCAAAUAAGCCCACUCCACACGGGACAAUUUUUCGCCAAUCUGAUUAAAUUGUCCGAUCAAAUCAGGCCGUGCGGACGCAAACGCCAAUUUCAUUCGCCGAUUCCACUUUACUCGAUUGUAAGAUGACUGAUAAAAUGGUGGUGCGGAUGCAAUUUCUGAGGCUAGUAUGUGCAUUUGGGGGAUCAUUUUUAAUUUAGAGCACUUUAAUGUCACCAUAAAUCUAAAAUUGUGUACAUGUGAGGUUGGUGCUAAUCAGUGGAUUUGAUCAACCCGUCUGAAAGAAAGAAAUAUGUAAAUUGUUACGGGCACGCAACGCAAGGAAUGUGGCAGUAGACAUGUACCUAAUUCCGUACAUCGCACUCGGGGUGUUCUGGUGUCUUUCUGCCUACAGUUUUAGCAAAAAAACCUGUUUUAAAUGCUCGUUAUUCGGUCCUCAACUAUUUAUAUUACUUGAUAAAUCUAGCAAUGUUUCGUAAAGAUAGUCUGUGAUAUACCUAAUCUUAUUUCGUUAAUAACAUGUCUGAAUGUCGUAGAGUAGAUAUCUCGACCAUUACUUCGCGUUUAAAUUACUCGAGUGAUAUCUAUAGAUAUCUGUAUGGCGUUCUACAGGAUGUUCCAGAAUUAGUAAAGAUCAAUAUAACGUAAAUGUCCCAGUGACGGACACUGUCCGAAUAAUUGCUACAUCGAAACCUAAUUCUAUGCAAUGUAGAUGACAGACUGUAUAGAAUUAGGCUGACUAAUACCCAACAGGCUGACAUCUAGUGUUGGUAGGAACAUGAGUCUUUUGAGUCUGAAAUUGAAAGAACACGACUCGUUUUUAAGAGACUGUGCUUAAAAACCUUCCGAGUCUUUUAAGCCUAGAGGCGAGUCCUUCGAGUCCUUUUUAAGAGCCACUCAAAUGGACUCGAGUCUCCGAAUAAAGACUCCGUCAACAAUUUUAUACGUUAUACCUAAAUAACUGUAAAUAAAUUAGGGGUUUUUGUAUGAUUUGUGUACCUAAUCCACGAAUAUUACUUAAAGACAAUGCAUUUCGACAUUUUGCAAACAAAAAAUUGAGUUUUCUCUGAAAAGGACUAAAGUCUCUACAAGACUCGGGCCUUUAACAAGUUGAAAAGAACUGGAGUUUAGACUUAAUUAUGUGAGUCUGAAAAACUGAGUCGAGUUUCAAAUUAGACGACUCAUAGGACUCGAGUCUUAACCAACACUACUGACUUCUACCUUAUUAAUCAAAUAUUCGUUAUAAGUCUAAAAAAUGCAGGUCAACAUUUAUUUAUAAUAUUUUUCGCACCAAGAUUUCUCAAUUUUUAAAACAGCAAAAUCUACACAUAUUUUUCUCAAAUGUAUCUUGUUUAAAAAACCUUACUCGAGUUCGAGACUAAAAUUUGGGAGGAUCAAACUUCUUAGAAACGAAUGCCAGUAAAUUUAUGAACAUUGUAUAGUUAUCUGCAAAGGACUGUAACUUAUCUUUGAAAGAUAUUUUACUAGCUGUAAUGUAUGUAUGUAAACUAUUGUUAAUACCGAUUAAGUUUAUUUUUUAUAAGUACAAAAGUGAACGCCGUAUCAUGUUUGAUGCUUUUGUUAAGUGUUGAAUUAUUUAAAGUAUUAUUUUUUAUGUAAAAUUGAAAUAAAAAUAGAUGUAUAUA
This is a messenger RNA of Cydia pomonella (codling moth), 5092 nucleotides long. RefSeq names its product putative divalent cation/proton antiporter TMEM165. Bases 663 to 1472 code for a protein of 269 amino acids. Gene Ontology annotation, biological process: Golgi calcium ion homeostasis; manganese ion transmembrane transport; calcium ion transmembrane transport. Gene Ontology annotation, molecular function: manganese ion transmembrane transporter activity; calcium ion transmembrane transporter activity. Lineage: Eukaryota; Metazoa; Arthropoda; Insecta; Lepidoptera; Tortricidae. The transcript has 5 exons. The record is from RefSeq and is a predicted model, not a curated record. Gene Ontology annotation, cellular component: Golgi apparatus.